Molecule: messenger RNA, 1593 nt
Organism: Aspergillus pseudotamarii
Lineage: Eukaryota; Fungi; Ascomycota; Eurotiomycetes; Eurotiales; Aspergillaceae
Product: major facilitator superfamily domain-containing protein
Exons: 3
Coding region: 1-1593 (530 amino acids)
Biological process (GO): xenobiotic detoxification by transmembrane export across the plasma membrane
Molecular function (GO): fluconazole transmembrane transporter activity
Source: RefSeq, a predicted model, not a curated record
AUGGCGGGCAUAUUCUGUAGUACCUCUUUAGGAAGAUUUAUCCAUUGGCUUUCUGGUGGUCAGCUCUUGAGGUUUCCGGAAGAGGAGCCUGGAUUCUGUCUGUCACCAGAAUAUUCAACAGCUGCGAGGUCAAAACCUGCUUCGAAAUGGCUCGUUCCAGAAACUACCACAGACGGCAUGGUACUUGUGGGUUGGUAUUCUGACGACGACCCGGGAAAUCCGCAUAAUUGGCCUCGUUGGACCAAGAUCAUGGUGUACAUCCAGAUAAACUUUUACACUUUCGUUGUCUACAUGUCGUCCGCGGCGUUCACUCCUGCAGAAAUGACAUUUCAGGCCGAAUAUGGUGUGCCCUCAUCGGUGAGCUCACUUGGCAUGGCCCUAGUUCUUCUGGGUUAUGGAAUAGGACCCUUGCUAUUUGGUCCGUUAUCGGACAAACCGUCUAUAGGCCGCAACCCACCCUACGUGAUCUCGUUUGCCGUUUUCUUGAUAGUCAGUGUACUCGCAGCCGUUGUCAAUAAUGUCCCCGGGUUUCUCUUUCUACGCUUUGCCCAAGGCUUCUUCGGGUCACCGUGUCUGGCAACGGGACCGGCUUCCUUCGCAGAUAUCACAAAUCUUGUCAACCUACCUAGCGGGUUAUGGAUCUGGGGAGUAUGUGCCGUGUCCGCUCCUACCGUGGCUCCAACGUUGGCCAGUUUAUGCGUCACGUCAAAAGGGUGGCACUGGAGCAUGUGGCUAAUUGUCUUUUUUGCUGCGCCGUGUUUCUUGCUUCUGAUCUUCUUACCAGAAACAUUAGGUCCGGCCAUUUUAUAUCAACGCGCCAGACGGCUACGGGCUUUGACGGGCAAUGAGGCGUUCAGAUCCAGUUCCGAAAUGAACAAUACAGGGUUGACUCAAGAGACUUGGUAUGACUUUCUUGUCAUUCCAUGGAAGAUAAACGCAUUUGACCCCGCUAUCCUGUUUACUACACUCUACACUGCAUUGGUGUAUGCUAUUUUCUAUUCCUUCUUCGAAGCGGUACCUCUGGUAUACCAAGGGGUAUACGCGAUGAGCCUAUUACAAACCGGGGCGAUAUUUAUAACGGCCAUAGUGGCCGUGUUACUUACCACACCAUUCUACCUGGCCAUCACUCACUAUACAAUCAGCCGUCCAGUCAAAGCCGGGAAAAUGCCUUCACCCGAACAAAGACUCAUACCCGGACUUCUUGGCUCACUGGUUGUUCCAGCCGGAAUGUUUCUUUUUGCCUGGACUUCAAGCCCAAAGUUCCACUGGAUUGUACCCACCAUCGGCUUCCUGCUUUUCAUGAUCGGCAUGCCCACUCUUCUUCAGGCCAUGUUCGCCUACAUGUCUGUCUCGUAUGGAAGAUACGCAGGGAGUCUUUUCGCCAUGAAUGACUUUGCGCGGUCGGUUCUUGCCUUUGCGUCUAUUCUUUGGUCGACCCCGCUUUAUGUUAACCUUGGGAUUGAUAAAGGUGCGAGUUUGAUUGGGGCGUUGACGGUGGUAUGUGUUUUUGGGAUCUUUGCUUUGUUCUGGUUUGGGGCUACUCUGCGGAGGCGAAGUCGUUUCGCGCAAUAUGAGAUGGAUGGAGGGUUGUGA